Molecule: messenger RNA, 1840 nt
Organism: Monomorium pharaonis (pharaoh ant)
Lineage: Eukaryota; Metazoa; Arthropoda; Insecta; Hymenoptera; Formicidae
Product: BLOC-1-related complex subunit 8 homolog
Exons: 2
Coding region: 367-894 (175 amino acids)
Cellular component (GO): BORC complex
Source: RefSeq, a predicted model, not a curated record
AAGUGUAAAAAAGUGUAGGUGUAGAAUGACGUUCCACGCCAUUGAAGAUCAGCUGAUCAUGACAGUCAUCCGUUUGUUACACUGAAGUGGAAAAACACGAAUGAUUUCAUGAAAUCUUAGACGUUUAUUUGAAUUUUGAAGAAUUUCGGGAAAAAGAACGUAAAGAAGAUAAGAUGAAUGGAGGAUUGAAGCUGCAGAAAAACGAAUGUCCAUUUUAAAGGAGCUACGUCGCGAUGCGACAACCCUGAUAUGUUUUGUUGAAUAUACGUUAAGUGCUGCGUGAUUAGAACCAUUGUUUACAUCUCAAGAUGUCGAAUUGAUGCUCCGUGACGUUUAAAAUUGCGGGGAACUGGAUUAAUCUGAGCGAUGGCAGCAAAAGUGUAUCAACCUGAUCAGGAACUGGAAACGAAGGUUAAGAAAGCGACAGAGCGGAUAUCGGAGAAUAUGCACAUCGUCGCGAAUGAGCCGUCGCUCGCGUUUUAUCGGCUGCAGGAACAUGUGAGAAAGGCGCUACCACCAAUGGUAGAAAAACGCGUAGAGGUGCUAGCGCUGCAGCAACAGCUGCUGGGCAGAUGCUACGACGUCGAGUACGCGGUUAGCGCCAUCCGGACCAUGCAGGGCGCCGAGAAGAGCUUCGAGAACACUCUGGAAUUCAUCAAGAACGCCAUAUUCUUCAAGCAACAGCUAAAGUACGUGGAGCAGAGGCGGCACAAGAAGGAUGGCAGCAGGGAUUCCGUCUACAAGAGGCUAUCAGCGCACAUUCCGACCUUGGAUCACCUGCCGGAUGAGAUAUCUGACGUUGUGCGGGAGACUGCGAAUCGCGUCGAGUCGAUGAUGAAUCACGCCCGGCAUUCGAGUGACGUGCAACGAUCGGCCGCUGCUCACAAGGAUUAGAAAAGGAGAGAAGGACUUUUCUGUGAUAACAGUUCGCUCAUCCGCGAGUUUUGUACAUAUAGAUUGCCAUAUAUAUAUAUAUAUAUAUAUAUAUAUAUAUACUGUUGAUAUAAUAAAUACAUAAUAUCGUAACAUAAAUAUUCCUACUUUGCUCUCAUAAGUAUCAGCAACUCACUAAUUUGUAAUCAACAUUUUUUGUCUAAUUUGACUAGGCUAAUUUAAUAUGUCAUUUAUAUAACAAUACUCUAAGAAUCAUCGAAUUUUUAGAUUUUAUCAGAAAUAGUGGAUGUUAUGUUCUAUUUUUUAAUAUUUAACUUUCAAUCAAUACUCAAAUUAGAUAUAUUAACAAUCUCCAAAUUUGAUUACAUUUUUCUGUAUUGUGUUAGCUAAUUUACAAUAGUGUACGUUGCUUGUUUACAUAAAAAAAAUGUGUGUGAAAAAUCAUAUAAUUUAAAACAACAUGUAAAUUAUAUAGACAUAAUCUUGAAAUUUAUCGUAUAAUUUUGCUUAAUUAUUACUAUUUUUAUUGAGGUUUUUUUUUUACAUUGCAUUUUAAAUAAGUUUAUUAAUUCAUCAAUCAAUUGAUGAAUAAAAAAACUCAUUUUUAUGUUGCAUUUGAAUCAUGUCUCAGGUCAGGAUUGUGCCAUAAAUUUCAAGAUUAUGUCUACAUUAUUUACAUAGUUUUUUAUACGAAUCUUUUUCAUGUAGACAAUACAAGUAAUGUCAAUCUUUAUAAAUUAGAUAAUACAAUAUCGAAAAAAGUAAGUUACAAGAUUGUUAAUAUAUCAAACUUUAAAACUGAUAAAAUUAAAAUAUAUAAAAUUGAAAAUAAAAAACGGAAUAAAAUUUUCACAGUUAUUGAUAAAAUCUCAGAAUCUUUUGUGCUCCAGAGAUUUACAUAGACACAAAAUAUAAUUUACAUUGUAUACGGAUGCAAUACAGAUUA